Molecule: messenger RNA, 2407 nt
Organism: Vigna unguiculata (cowpea)
Lineage: Eukaryota; Viridiplantae; Streptophyta; Magnoliopsida; Fabales; Fabaceae
Source: RefSeq, a predicted model, not a curated record
UUUUUGUUUAUGUUUUUCUUGAUUUCUAUUUUCUGAGUUGUUUCGGUUAAGUCUCAAUUCCUAUUUGUUAACCAUUAGAUCUAACUCAAAUUUUGAUAUGAUACUACUAAAACAUAUUUCUUAACUCUUGUCGUUGGGAUUGUAAAUUUGAUGCAUGUGCUUAGAGAAAUUGAUUUCGCAUUUUUUAGGUAGUUGAACAUCACACUAUUUCUGUUUCUGAGUUGUUUUAGUAAAACCUCAAUUCUCACUUAAUUAACCGUUAGAUUUUGUUGAAAUUGCAACAUGUGGUCUAGGAUAUACAAUAUUUCACUAUGAAUGUUGGGAUCUUAGAAUAAAGGUCUCUUGUUAUUGCACUUAGUUGCUCAGAUUGACCCUUUCACUUUCUUGAUUCUUCAAUUUUGAAGAGUAUUAUAAUGUUGACGUGUUACUUGGUUGCUAGGUACUUAUUUAUAGUUUUAGUUGAACUUAAAAUAAAAGGGUGUAUAUUGAUAAUCUACAAUUUUUAGGUCUAAUUGAAUUUUUGAUAAGUGAAAAAAUGAGUUAAGUGUUCUAUGUGUAAGGCCCCAUUUUUAUAUUCUGCCCUAAAGUUGAUGGGCUGCCUUUGUGAGUUGGCCUAAGGCCGGCCCAACGUAUAAGUCCCUAAGUCUGCCCUAAUUCCACACUCACUCUCACUAUUGCAGAAACUCCGCAGCCGUCACCUUCUCCUUCCGCUCUAGAGCUCUGCUAGGGUUCCUCCCUAAGUCUUUCGAGCUAGCCCCGAAUCAGCUUCUACCCCACUGGAUUAUGGCACCUCCUCGCUGAGCUUCUCAGUCAUCCCAGGAGGACACACCAGAUAUCGCCAGAGCCAUAGAGGCAAUGGUAGCAGCUAUGACGCAGCAGAGUGCUGCGAUGAUGCAGCAGCAUGAGGCAUCCAUGCAGCGGCAGGCAGCGUCGUUUGAGCAGCAGCAGGCUGUGAUGCAGCAGAUGGAGGCUGCGAGGAUAGCUGCCGAGGAUGCUCAUCGGCAGCAUAUGGAGGCCCUCCGCCAGUUGGAGGAGAACAGGGCGACUGCCCCUGUGUUUGGUCCUGAACCACGACCUACAGUUAGGGAGUGGAGCCUGGAGGACUUUCUGAAACACCACCCGACGAAGUUUGACGGGAAGACCAGUCCUGACGCCGCAGACCAAUGGCUGAAGGACCUGGAGCGCAUCUAUGAUGCGAAGAUGUGCCCUGCAGAGAACAUGUUGGCGUUCUCUGUGUAUAUGCUCACGGGGGAGGCAGAGCAUUGGUGGAGCAGCACUCGAUCCAUCCUGGAGGAGAGGGAUGAGCCCGUAUCGUGGGAGGCUUUCAGGGAGAGAUUCCUCUCCGAGUACUUUCCCGACAGCAUUCGGUACGCCAAGGAGGUGGAGUUCCUCCAGUUGACCCAGGGAGGGAAGACUGUCACUGAGUAUGCUGAGAGGUUCAAGCACCUCAGCCGUUUCUAUACCCUACCACUUGAUGAGGAGUGGCGAUGCAGGAAGUUUGAGAACAGGCUCCGCGGUGACAUCCGCUUGAUGGUAGCUCCUUUGUCCAUCAAGGACUUUACUGCUCUGGUAGAGAAGGCCAGAGUGAUGGAGAAGAUGAAGCGCGAGGUGGAAGGCCAGCGCCCACAGCAGCCACAGCCGCCUUAGAGGAUCGGCGGACCAUCUGGGUCCAGGCCCAGACAUGAGGAGAGGAGGAGACCGUAUGAUAGACCACACCAUCAGCCUCAGGGGUCUAGGGGUCUUCCUCCUCAGCAGGGGCGAGUGCAGUGUUACACAUGUGGAGGACCCCACCCGAGACAUGCUUGUCCACGUAGGGAGGGUUACCGCAGGUGCAACAACUGUGGCAAGGAAGACCACUUUGGGAGAGAUUGCCCCAACCUUUCUAGGGCAACGACACGCCCUCCGGUUCAGACACCCCAGCAGCAUCAGGGGAGGGACAGAGGCAACAGGCCUCAGGCGACGGGCAGAGUCUAUGCCAUGACCGGAGCUGAGGCUGCAGGUUCAGAUGGGCGAGGUUCUCGUGGUCAGCAAGGGAGUGGUGAUUCAGUAGCUUAGCCAUCUGGGCUGGAGUCAUUUUAUUUACGAUUUCUUUCCCAAGACUACGCUGCUAUACUUUAUCACGUGACGUUUUCUUUAAUUUCGUUUAAUAAUUAAAUGGGAUGUUACACUAUGUAUUUUUCAGAUUUUUUUAAAUGAUGGAACCUUUAAAGAUUUGAGUUUAUGUAUGUAUGACGUAUAAUCUUAUGGGUUGACUUAUAAUCUGAUGGGUUGUCAGUAGGACUAGAGAGGAUAUGCUAACUAUUAUUAUUAAACUAUAUUAAUGAUAAAAUUUUGAGUUUUCAUUAUAGGAGAUGAUGUUGCUAAGCCAAGUCAGCUUUAUUCAAUUAAUGAACACACUACUGAAAAA